UCUAGCGCGUGGUCCCGCACCUCGUUCCAGGAGCUCGACCCUUCGGCGGUUCAGAUCUCUCCGCGUCGGCACCUCAGAAAUAUCGCCAAGAUGGGUGACAAAUCUGAGAUGUCGAUGUCGGUCCAGAGCGCCUGGGAGGAUCUGGUGGUCGAAAACCCGAACCGCCGGAAGCUCGAGGCGUGCCUGGUCACCACAAUCAUGGUUGUAGUUGUGUGCAUCAUGGGCCUGCUGCUCUUCGUGGUCAUCGAGCUUCAACCUGCUGACAACCUGAAGAGGGUUCAGAGAAGACCGAACGUCGUUGACUGCAACAACGGCACGUGCCCAGAAUUUGCACACCGAGUGUUGGGCUGGAUCAACUUCCAGGUGAAGCCUUGCGAAGACUUUCACAUGUGGGUGUGUCAGGGACGCCUUACGGACUCCCCCGAGGAUGCUUUCCAGCAAGACGCCCAACGAUCCGGCACGUACGCCGCCAACGCUCACUUCUACAACCUGCUCAUGAGAAACUACCAUUACGAAGAGAGUACAGCAAAGAAGGUCGUGGAGCCUGCCUUCACGUACAUGGUGAAAUUAUUCGACAUCUGCGUUAGGGGCUUGGAGAAAGACAACGGCACACAUCCUCUGAAAGAUUUGCUGGACCAAACUUUGUGGAGUGGGCCACUGAAAGGUUUUGCUGGAGCGUCUCAAGUCUCCACCUUCAUGGAUUUACACGUAGACCUGGUAAAAAAGUUCAACUUUCACCCCUUUGGCCGCCUCAUGAGGAACGAUGACAUCUGGUUUGUUAUGCCCAUGUCCCUUUUGGGCACAUCGGAACAGCUACAGCUUAAAGGAUUCAGGUCAGAGUUUAUUGCUGCAUACGACGCAUUUGCAAGGAAAUACCAGAAGGGGACCGGAGACGACGCAGGGGCAGCCUUUGAUGUAGAAAGCAAGAUUGGAAAGGCUAUGGAAGGCAAGGACCUGCAGACCGACUACCCAGGCAGUGUCGUACUCGGAGUAAAGACAACUAACCUAAAGCUUCCGGAGCUCAUCGAACAAGCGUACGGUGUAACCGUCGCCGGAAAAAUCAUGGCCCGACAUCCAGGACAGCCGGCUGCUAUAGCAGCUUAUGACGCAGGAGGCUACGCGUCGAUGAACCUCGCCAUGAUGAAGUUCCUGCUGAAACUUUCGCUUUUCAUGGACGAAGACGAGCCUGCGCUUGGCCCGUUCUUCGCAUUCGCCAACAAGUACGAAUGGGGAUCGAAGGUUCUGCCCGUGAAGGUGUACCGUUGUGGCACAUUCAUUGAGGACUACUUGAAGCCCGCGAUGAUGCAGUUUAUAUUUCAUUACGACAAGGAGCGACUAGACGCUAUCAGUACAGAGGCAAGUAUUACUUAUCUUGCGAGAAUCUUUUGUUGAUCUAUUUUAAAGUGGCUUCUAU
This is a messenger RNA of Dermacentor silvarum, 1414 nucleotides long. RefSeq lists its product as uncharacterized. Bases 91 to 1392 code for a protein of 433 amino acids. The record is from RefSeq and is a predicted model, not a curated record. The transcript has 11 exons. NCBI's taxonomy places the organism in Eukaryota, Metazoa, Arthropoda, Arachnida, Ixodida, Ixodidae. Gene Ontology annotation, molecular function: metallopeptidase activity.